GCCAUGCAUUCCCCUCUCCACGCCACCGACCCAUACUUGGGUUCUUGUUUAAUAUCAAGCAGCAGUGCCAACUCAUCAUUGCAUGAGCGUUAAGGUCGGCUUGUGUCUAACAGUAGCUGCCUUGCGCUCCUAUCCUCCAUUCAGAGAUGCCGCUCGAGGUUUCCAGAACCACUUCUCGGUUGUCGGCGGUGACAGGAACACGAUAGUGACAGACGAAUCGCCCUUGAUCCCCGCGGGGCAUGGCCCACAAAUGCGUCUCCGAACUUCCCAUGUUUGCAGCAAUGAUUUGGAGACCUGCGUCUUCGCUACCUCGCUAGCUUUUUGGGGCAACCGACUUUGUCCUGCUCCCGCCUGGCUCAAAUGCAACCUACGUACUCGGGCGGCGUUGCUCUAGUGCUCGCCAUCCGUUACUUACAUGCUUGUUAUUGUCAACCCACGGCGACACUUGGCUGCGGAAUCAUGUACUCCCCGGGCAAUGCCGUUGUGGAUGCCACGGUUCCUCUUUGUACCAAGCGGUACAAAACUACAUCUGGUCGAUAUGCUGCAGCUGCAUUAGUGGCCGCCAG
Messenger RNA from Canariomyces notabilis, 566 nucleotides. RefSeq lists its product as uncharacterized. Lineage: Eukaryota; Fungi; Ascomycota; Sordariomycetes; Sordariales; Chaetomiaceae. The record is from RefSeq and is a predicted model, not a curated record. Bases 83 to 394 code for a protein of 103 amino acids. The transcript is spliced from 2 exons.